ACCAAAAUAUAUAUUUUCUGAUACCCCUUUUGUAGGGUUAGGGUUUCUAGGGUUUGCGUGACGAAGACGAGUAGCAGCGAGUAGCGAAGCAGCAGUAGCGCGGACGAGCAGUGAACAGCGAGCACUGAGGAGUGAUUUCUCUGCGCAGCGGUGCAGGGAUUGUGAAUCGAGCGAUCAAUUGGAUUGCAAGUCUGGCUCAUACCGAGCAGCGAUCGGUGGCGCAUUCGAUCGAGCUAUGGCGGCAGGGGCAGACAUAUCACAGCCUGUGGGGGCGCUGGAGCAGCUCCCUGCUGGAGGAGGGGCGGCCGGCGCAUCCAGCGAUCCCAUUGCGAAGCCGCCCAAGCCGGUGUACACGGCCACAAUUACAGCGUGCCUGACGGCCACUACCACCACUACCACCGCCAGUGUGGGGAGCGCCGGGGCGGGAUCUACGGUUUGCAAGUGCGUGAGCACGGUGAGGUUAGCUAUGUCGGAAGUGGUGGAGGAGACUUCUGACCAGAAGGAGGAGGAGAUCGCCAUCUUCGUGCCGAUGAUCCGGUCUGGGGAAUGGACUGAUAUUGGGGGGCGGGGACUUAUGGAAGACGCGCAUGUUAGAGUGGACGAUUUGGGGCCUAUGGGCGAUGCUUCUGGGGCGUUCUAUGGAGUGUUUGAUGGUCACUGUGGCAAAGAUGCCGCACUGUUCGUAAGGGAGCACCUCCUUGGAUACAUUCUGAGAGACGUGUCCUUCCCUGCGUGCUUGGAGGAUGCUGUACGUCAUGGCUUUUAUCAGACAGACCACGCGUUCGCUGAGGCCUGCCUUCUAGACGAGCAGCUGCAAUCUGGAACCACUGCUCUCACUGCUUUCGUGAUUGGAAGGAGACUUCUAGUUGCGAAUGUGGGCGACUCCAGAGCUGUGCUGUCAAGACGAGGCAAGGCCGUGGAGAUGUCACGGGACCACAAGCCGGUGGUGGAGCGGACAAGGAUAGAAGCCUUGGGUGGCUUCGUCGACGAUGGCUACCUCAACGGCCAGCUCGCGGUGGCCCGAGCUCUGGGGGACUGGCAUAUGAAGGACUUGAAGGUCGGGGGUCCGCUCAUCUCGGAGCCGGAGCUCCGCCAGGCCAUCCUCACCGAGGAGGACGAGUUCCUCAUCAUCGGCUGCGACGGGCUUUGGGACGUUUUCACGAGCCAGAACGCCAUCGAUCUGGCCAGGAAGGAGCUGCAGCAGCACAACGAUCCGGACCUGUGCUCCAAGCAGCUGGUGGCGGAGGCGCUGCGGCGCAACACGAGCGACAACUUGACGGUGGUGACGGUGUGCUUCCACGCCGACUGCCCGCCCCGGCUCUCGUCGGACACGAGAAUACGCAGGAGCUUCUCGGCCGAGGGGUUGAAAAGCGUCCAGGAUUUUUUAAACAGGUGCUCUUGAGCCGGGGGGAUAAUGAUGACAACCAUGAAGAACAGGAGAACAGGGUGAUAGAAUUUCUCUUUUUUUUUUCUCUCGAGCUAGAAGAGAUGGAGGAGAUAGAAGAACAGGAGGACAGGACGGGGAGGGACACUAACAUACUUGAGGCAAACAUGUAUCAUAGUUUCGAAGGUAGCAUAGGGGGGAGACUGGGAGUUUUUUCUUCUUUUUGGUUUCUACUACAAUGGCUGAUUUUUGGGGGAAUAAGCGAGACAAGGGAGGAGCUCUUGGAGACGAAGAAAAAAAAAAGAUUGCCUCUUGUGUUGCGAGGAAGGAAGACUAUGAUUCUUGGGACGCAUGGAAGCGGGAUUGUCCUCAAUAAAAUGCGAUGAUUUUAUACU
Molecule: messenger RNA, 1779 nt
Organism: Selaginella moellendorffii
Lineage: Eukaryota; Viridiplantae; Streptophyta; Lycopodiopsida; Selaginellales; Selaginellaceae
Product: probable protein phosphatase 2C 27
Exons: 4
Coding region: 236-1402 (388 amino acids)
Biological process (GO): protein dephosphorylation
Molecular function (GO): protein serine/threonine phosphatase activity
Source: RefSeq, a predicted model, not a curated record